AUGUCGAAGCAGCCCCUCUCGGUGGCGGAAAUCCUCGAGAAGCAAAAGCAGGAGUCGGCGCUCAAGCCACGCUUCCUAUCGAAAGCCGAGCGAGCAGCCAAAGCGCAGCGAGAGAAGGAGGAAGAAGAGAGACAACGGACGCAAAAGCAGGAGGAGGAGCAGAAAUGCCGGAUAGAGCUUGAGAAGCAGGCUCGCUCGGUCGCCUCGUCUUCGAGGCAGCCCGCAUACUCGACAGGGAGAGAAGCCGAUCGACGCCAUCACACCAACGGAGAUCUGGAUUAUGGCAAUGCGGAUCCUCGAGCGGGCGACCACAGAAGGAGGCCUGUCGCAAAUGGACGAGAUGAGGGAAGACAUCGCAACGGCGACUCACACGCACCAAACGGAGCCUCCAGCCAAGCUGCAGCGAACGGAGAGGCGGGUGAAGGAAGCGCAUCGCUGAACGAAUCCGAACAAUCCGCCAUCCGACGUCGAUACCUCGGUCUCAAGGACGACAAGAAGAAGCCAAAACGCAAGCCCAAUGACAAGAAGUUCGUCUUCGACUGGGGCGAAGAAGAUGACACCGCCGUCGAGUCCCUUGCCGUGCAGAUUCAGUCCGAGACCAACGGCGGCUCUGCUUCCGCCUCGACCGCCUCGACCCGCUACGACCCGCUCGAUCGCCGCUUCGACGACAAGCACUGGACCGAAAAGACGCUCGAGCAGAUGAAAGAGCGCGACUGGCGCAUCUUCCGCGAAGACUUUGGCAUCUCUGCUCGCGGCGGUAACAUUCCUCGUCCGCUCCGAUCGUGGCGCGAGUCCACCAUCCCCAAGUCCAUUCUUUCCACCAUCGAAGAGGUCGGCUACAAGGAGCCCUCGCCUAUCCAGCGACAAGCCAUCCCGAUCGGCCUGCAGAAUCGAGACCUGAUCGGCAUUGCGGAGACAGGUUCCGGAAAGACCGCCUCGUUCCUCAUCCCCUUGCUCGCGUACAUCUCGAAGCUGCCCAAGCUCAAUGAGCACACCAAGGCGCUGGGUCCGCAGGCGCUCAUCCUGGUCCCCACGCGCGAGCUUGCACAACAGAUCGAGACGGAAACCAACAAGUUUGCUGGCCGCCUUGGGCUGGGUUGCGUAUCGAUCGUCGGUGGACGCGAUAUGAACGACCAGGCGUAUGCGCUGCGCGACGGCGCCGAGAUCAUCAUCGCGACCCCUGGUCGGUUGAAGGACUGCAUCGAGCGCCACGUGCUGGUGCUGAGCCAGUGCACGUACGUCGUGAUGGACGAGGCGGACAAGAUGGUGGAUAUGGGUUUCGAGCCGCAGGUCAACUUCAUCCUUGAUUCGCUGCCCGUGUCGAAUCUCAAGCCGGAUUCUGCGGUGGCGGAGGACCCGCUGUCGAGCGAUGCCACGGUGGGGAGGUAUCGAGUGACGAUGUUGUAUUCAGCAACCAUGCCGCCGUCGGUCGAACGUAUGGCGAGGGUGUACUUGCGUCGUCCUGCCACAAUCACGAUCGGCGACGCCGGCCAAGCAGUCGCGACCGUCGAACAGCUCGUCGAAUUCCAACCUUCGGACGAAGCGCGUCGUUCCCGCCUCACCGCCAUCCUCCAACGCUCCUCGCACCUCGUCCCCAUCAUCGUCUUUGUCAACCAGAAGAAAGCCGCCGAUCAGCUCUCGACCUACCUCGCGCGUCAAGGCUUCUACAUCUCCACCCUGCACUCUGGCAAGACGCAGGAACUCCGCGAAGAAGCCCUGGCCCAACUGCGCGAUGGCACCACCCAAAUCCUCGUCGCCACCGACCUGGCAGGUCGCGGUAUCGACGUCCCCAACGUUGGACUGGUGGUCAACUUUGCCAUGCCCAACAACAUCGAGGCGUACAUCCAUCGCAUCGGCCGCACGGGUAGGGCGGGCAAGAAGGGUACCGCGAUCACAUUCCUCGAUCAGGCAGAUAGCGAUUUGUUCUGGGACCUCAAGCAGGAGUUGACCAAGAGCAAGUUGAGCAGUGUACCGCAAGCACUGGCGAGACAUCCGGCGGCCAUGCACAAGCCGGUCAAGAACGAGGGCAAACGGAAGCGCGACCGUGAGGACGAAGGAUGA
Molecule: messenger RNA, 2061 nt
Organism: Kalmanozyma brasiliensis GHG001
Lineage: Eukaryota; Fungi; Basidiomycota; Ustilaginomycetes; Ustilaginales
Product: Helicase, C-terminal
Exons: 1
Coding region: 1-2061 (686 amino acids)
Biological process (GO): mRNA splicing, via spliceosome
Cellular component (GO): catalytic step 2 spliceosome
Molecular function (GO): RNA helicase activity; RNA binding; ATP binding
Source: RefSeq, a predicted model, not a curated record